Apis florea (little honeybee) is the source of this 3964-nucleotide messenger RNA. RefSeq lists its product as uncharacterized. The record is from RefSeq and is a predicted model, not a curated record. Lineage: Eukaryota; Metazoa; Arthropoda; Insecta; Hymenoptera; Apidae.
UAUAUUUUUCUUUUUUUUUUUUUUUUUUCUUUCUCUCUCUCCAGAUCUUCGCCCUCCUUUAAUCUUGGCUAUGUCUGUUUUUGUACAAAAAGAAAAAAAAGAAAAGAAAAAGAAAAAAAAAAGAAAAUCUCUGAUCUUCGUCGCGUGUCCUUGUGAUGAAGAGGAAGGAGUGAUGAACGAAGGAAAAGGAGGAGGAAUUGAUGGACAAGGGGGACGAGGAGGAGGAGGAGGAGGAAACAAGGAGGAACAAGGCUGUGCCACGAAAACAAAAGGGAAGAGAAAGAGGGACCAAGAAAUGAUGAACAGACCGGGGCAAGGCGAGGGAAAGCGACGUAUAUAUAUAUAUAUAUAUAUGUAUAUGUGUGUAUAUAUGUAUAUGGAUGGCUGUGCCUGGUCUGUUAUCUCUCGAUGGUCGACAGCCGGAGAUCCAAUCGGUCACUUCUACUUCUUCUUUCUCUUGAUAUUUCGUCUUCUAUGUUAUUUAUAAAUACCGUUUAGAAUUACGUGUUUUAGCUGUUAAGUAUUAAUAGACUCGAUGCCGCUCGAUGCGCGCGAUUAAAGCUGGAGGAUUGGUUAAAUGUUAAGGAAAAAGGUCUUCCGGCAAGAAGCGACGCAAUUGUUAUUUUUCGAAAUAACCGAUUUCGUCCUCUUUCCUUCAUUAACGGUUAUCAGUAUUAUAAUAAGUAUAAGAACCGUAACCGAAAUUGCUCGUUCUUGCGAUUUAUAAAGUCAAAAAAUUGAUCAAAUUAAUUUUUAUAAUAAAAUUAUUGAUCUGCCGUUCAUUUUUGUUUGGAAUUCUUUUUUUUUUUUUUCUUUUUUUAUAAUGAAUAAAUUUAUAACGAAACCACGUAUUAUCAUAUCGGGUUAAGUUUCAAGUUUCGAUCGUUAAACGCUUGAACGUUAAAUUCUAGAUAGCUUUACAUACUUGUGCAGGAUGAAAAAUGUUUUAUUAACGUAUUCGAAUAUUAGGGCGAUAGGACUCGAUGCGAUUCGAUCGGCCAAAAUAUUUUUUAAACUAAAGCAAUACUGGAGAUUUUUCCUAGUUGUAAAGUAUUCGUAUUCCUUUAGAGGAAAACGUAAUUUAAUUUAGUGAUUGAUUGGCGCUUCUUGUCCGAGGACUCGGUAACAAGGUAUUGUUCAAAUGAGAUUCAUGGACGACGUAAACGUGCAACCCGAUUACCUCGAUUUUAGAAAAAACUUACUAGAGCAAAAGAGUACACACGGUUCGCCCUACGAUUCAUUCGAUCGAACGGGUGAACGAAAUGCGAGACGAUAUUCAAUCGACCACAGCAUUCCAGAAACGCCUGUGUGCAAGCUUGUUUGCGAAAACGUAAUAAAAAAAAAAAAAAAUAAAAAAAAAAAAUUAAUAUAUAUAUAUUAUAUAUUUUAUAUAUAGAAAUGAGGAGAAAAAUUACGUGGAACCUCCUCGCCUGAUGUUCAUACUAAACGUAACAGUUCUUUUUUUUUUUGUACGAUUAAUUUAUUGAAGUACGAUCACGAUGCCAUUUUACAGCUCGAGUUUAAGGAACAACUACUACGAUACAACAACUUAUUGAACAACGAAUAAUUAAAAUGUGGGAAAUUUCUUAUUGUAAUUUUUUCACGGUUUUUUCGAAAAACGUAGAAACAAAAUUAUAGGUGUAUGUAUGUAGAGCGCGAAAUUUCUCGUCUGACAACUUUAUUCAUUUUUAUCUAUUUUUAUUGUUAAUCUUUCGCAUCUUGACGCGAUAAUAUUAUAAUUGUGCGAUAGAUGCUUUUUUUGAAAGAACGAAAAGAGCCAAGGUUUAUAUCCUCGAAAAAAGAAAAAGAAAAAAAAAAUGAUAACUAUUAUAAUUUUAAAUGGAGGCCAAUGUUGUAGAAGAAGGAAACAAAUUGUAUAUAUAUAAAAAUCAAAUACGAGUAAUAGUAUUACGUAUCGAUUUACGUGCUCUAGGGAAAAAGAAUUUUCUUUCUUUUUCCUUUCUUUCUUUCUUUCUUUCUUUUUUUUUCCUCUCUCCCCUCUUCUUCUUCUUCUUUUUCUUUUUGUAUUAAACCAAACAUCACGCGUCGAUAGCCAACGCGCUAUAAUAUACGACAUCGACUGACGACUAAUGUACCUAGGACAUAUCAGGACGAAUCAAAUAAAUGAUAUUUAAUACAAAUCGAUGAUAUAGUUCAUGACAAUAUCCUGAUCAAUUUUUCCAGAACAUUUGAAUCUUCGAUGAUUGUCAGAUCGUUCGUUCAGUAUGUAUUACGUAUAUAUGUCAGUAAAUUCUUGUUUCUUUUUUUUUUUUUUUAGGUUAUAUUUUAUAAUAACAAUAACCUCGACGCUAUUUGACGUUUUUCGCUUAAAAAAUGAAAUGUUGAAAGUGAUUCGUGUCCUCGUAUCCCCUUCCAUUGUUGAAGAUUUAGAUUAUUACUUUUGAAUUAAAUUAUAUCGGUGAUUUACGUGAUAUAUAAAUGUAUAUAUAUAUAUAUAAAAUAAUAUUGAAAAUUAUACUAGAGUACGUGAUGUUUCUUAGAGAUUGAUUUUGCUGAAAUCAAUAUGACGUUACAAACGUGUCGUGAUCAACGAAAGUUGGGACAAAUGGUCGAUCAAAUGAAAAUACUUGCCAACAAUUUGGACGAGCUACGAGCUGAAAUUUCUGCAUUGAAGGCGAGCUAUUUAACGAAGAAGGACGAUCCUUCGCGUAACAGUGAUUUGAAACAAAAUUUAAACAAAAGUAGCAAGACUAAUGUUUUAAGUAAAUUAAAAAAAUAUAUGAAGAAGGUAAAAAGUAUGUAUUCGUUGAGAAAGGAGCAGAAACGAAGAAAUCAAGAGCCUUUCUAUCCUUGCUCGAAUAUCGAUCCUCCGAAUUUGUCCUCGUUUUUAAAUUAUAUUUUCCCUAACCAAAGAAAAGAUAUAUGGAAAUUGCCACCAAGAAUCAAAUACUUGAAAAGCCGUGGUAAUCAAACAAACGACAAGCAAGAAGGCCAGUGCACGACGAAAUCUCCGCCUACGCCAUUGCACAUGGAGCAUGAUAAAAAAUUGGAGGAUAAAAAUGAUCACGAAUCGUUCUCGCCCCCAAAACACGAGACUGGCAACACGAACAAGGUGAACAACCAUGAGCAACGUGAUAAAAUAGCGGUAAACGAUUGUCGAACAAUAACGAUUGUUCCACAUUGUUCCGAGAUAAGUUGCGAGUUAGAUGUACAAGUGGAGAACACAGUAUGCUCCUCCCCUAGCUCCACGGUGAACAUUUAUUCGGACUCGUACACGUUUGCUAGCAUCCCGCGAAACGGGAAUUCUGCACAAGUGUCCUCGUCGGAAGGUGUUGACGAUCCAGCCGGUAAGCAAUUUGUGACAAAAUCUACUCAAACCAAGAUAACGAAUUUGAGGCAAAACUCGAGCAACUCUUAUCUCAAACAGUCGAAUCUUUGCUUCUCUAAAAUAAAGAGUGCCGUGAUCACGAAAAAAGUUGUGAAAAAUUCGGACGAGAGCACAUUCACGAUAUGCGGGGAGGUGAAUGACAUGAAGUAUUAUCCAUGCACGAAGACAAACUGUAAUAAAUCCUCGUUCAACAAGGAACAGAACAGCUUUACCCAAUGGAACGAUCAAAAAACGAGCGACCAAGAUAUUCCUCUGGUGAAAACUGUUCAAGAUAUGAAGGAUAAUUUGUCCGAUGCGAGCAUGAACAAGAAUAUGUAUCAAAAUAUUUUGCCGGUAAAAGAUCCGGACAUAUCACCCUCCUUGGUUUCCUUGGAUUUGGAAGUGAAUAUUUCUAGCAUUUCCGCCAACAUCGAGGAUUCCUCGGAACGUAGGAAGCCAAGAACCUAUGUAAUACGCCAAAUAAGUGAAAAAAGUAACGAGAGUAAUUGGCUUAACGAUUUGGAAAAGAUUACUUAUGCGGGGCCAUCUUCCGACUUGAGCCUUUCUUGCUGUAGCUUCUCGAAUCACAAUAUUCAUUUUGAUUAAAAAAAAAAAAAAAAAGAAUAUCUAAUCACA